Messenger RNA from Vidua chalybeata, 2176 nucleotides. Its product is annotated as kinesin-like protein KIF12. The record is from RefSeq and is a predicted model, not a curated record. Gene Ontology annotation, biological process: microtubule-based movement. Gene Ontology annotation, molecular function: ATP binding; microtubule binding; microtubule motor activity. Lineage: Eukaryota; Metazoa; Chordata; Aves; Passeriformes; Viduidae.
AUGUUUAACCGGAGCGGUGGUACCGGUUGUGCGGGGCAGCCGGGGCCGGCUGGGGGUGGCUCUCGCGGGACCGGCCGGGCGCUGCGGGCACCCCGAGCACCGGGUGCUGGGGGGCGCAUGGAACCAGAGGGGGAGCGGGGCGGGGACCCCCAGCUGGACCCCCGGCCCAGAACGCUCCCACGGGGCCAGGAGAGACCGAGUCCUGGAGAGGAGCGGGAGGGGCCCGUGGAGGGCAGAGAGACGCGUCUGAGAGUGGUGCUAAGAGUCCGGCCACUGACCUGCACGGAGACGCGGCGAGGUGACCAGCAAGUUGUGCACAGCCUCGGUGACGGCGCCGUCCAUGUAAGCGCGGCCAGGCACGAUGCCACCUUUGGCUUCAGCGCCGUGUUCGACGCCGGCGCCUCGCAGGAGGCUGUGUUCGAAGGCAGCGGGAUGAGGCAGCUGGUGGAGCUGGCCAUAGACGGCUUCUCCUGCACCGUCUUUGCCUUCGGGCAGACCGGCUCGGGGAAGACCUACACCCUGAUGGGGCCCCUCGCCCAGAGCGAGACCCAGCCGGCGUCCCCGGCCCUGCUGGGGCUGAUGCAGAGGUCCUUCACCUGCCUCCUGGAGCAGAGCCGGAGCCGUGGCUCUGACCUGGCUCUCAGCGCUUCCUACCUGGAGAUCUACAACGAACAGGUCCGGGACCUGCUGAGCCCGGGACCGCCGUGCGCCCUGCCCCUGCGCUGGAGCAAAACCCGCGGCUUCUACGUGGAGAACCAGCUCAGUGUGGAAUUCGAGAGCCUGGAGGCCAUCGUCAGCCUGCUCCUGCAAGGAUCCCAGAGGCGCCGGACCUCGGCACAUGCCCUCAACAGGCACUCGAGCCGCAGCCACGCCCUUCUGACCGUCCACGUCCGCAGCCGAGCCGCCAGCGCCUGCCCCAGCAAGCAGGGCACGCUGUGCUUCGUGGACCUGGCUGGCAGCGAGCGGGUGAAGGAGACUGGCUCCAGCGGGGAGCUCUCCGUGGAGGCCAACAGCAUCAACCGCAGCCUCCUCGCACUGGGACACUGCAUCUCCCUGUUGGCCAAACCCCGAGGGAAGCGAACGCACAUCCCCUACCGGGACAGCAAGCUCACCCGGCUGCUGGCUCGCUCGCUGGGCGGCUCGGGCAUCACCCUGAUGGUCGCCUGCAUCUCCCCAUCCUCACGCUGCCUCUCAGAGACUCUGAGCACGCUGCACUACGCCAGCCGUGCCCGGAAGGUCACCACCAGACCCCUGGCCAACAGGGUGUCCCGGGAGAAGCUGCUGCAAACCUUGGAGCGAGAAAUCCAUGCCCUGCAGCUGGAAAACCUCUCCCUGCGCCAGCAGCUGUGCCUGCCCAGAGUGCCAGUGAGGAGCACGGAGGUCGCAGGGAACCCUCCAAAAGCAUGGGCAGGCUCUGGAGACAGCUCUGCAGGGCAGCUCCCAGCAGAAGGAACCCCAGCCUGGCCCAGCCUCUACGGUCUCCUGCGGGACUUCGUGGUGGAGAACGAGCAGAUGAGGCAGCCCCGUCUGUCCCCACACCUCAGUGGUGACAUCCCAGCUGGGCCAUCCCACAGAGCCACGCGCAGCUCCUGUGACAGCCAGCCCCUGCUCCGGAGUGCCCGCACCCUGCACGUCCCCCACAGGCACUCGGCGAGGCACCGGCGGCCCGACACCACACCCAGCUCUGUCCCCCGGCUCCCGAAGCUCCCUCCCGCCUCCAGCCACCCCAGCUGCCCAGGGUGCCCACAGUGCUGCCCUGGGCCAGCUGAUGCCACCAUGCUCCAGGUGCUGCCAGUGCCCGCCGUGCCACAGCCAGUGCCCCCUGAGGGAAGUGCUGGUCUUCUGCCACCUGGACAGGAGGACACGGCUCUGCCUGGCUCCCAUCACCCCCACGGGCACCCCCAGCUGCACCAGAAGAAGUGGAGUCGUGGCAGGAGCAGGAGCUUGUCUCAGCAGCACCCGCUGCACCGGGAGCUGCCAGGCCCUGAGCACGUCCCCAGCUCUGAGGGAAGGGUCAUCCCCUCAGCACCGCCGUGGCCAGGGCUGCCAGAGCCCAGAGCUGCCGGCACCGUCCCUCUCCUCCAGUGGGAAGAGGCACUGGACUGGCUGGCAGAGCAGAUCUGAGCUGCCACAGGCACAGCAUGGAUGGGGCCAGCAUCAGGGAUCUGGCACAGAC